AUGGCGGUGCGUGAACGCGCAGUAAAAGUAAUGGCUGCUCUGGUUCGGAGGGUGCCUAGCCUCGAUGAUUUUGUGGGUGAAAGCUGGUCGAGCUGGGUGGAGUGGGCCGGUGUGACGCCUGCGGAGGGUCACUGCGGGGAUGACCUCAAGAAUGACAAAAAGACAGCCGAAGCCAUGCCUCUCUGUAAGGAAGACAUGUCCACCUUUGGGCUGUUUCCCGGUCACGAUGACUUCUACUUGGUGGUUUGUAGCCACUGUGGACAGGUAGUGAAACCGCAGGCCUUUGAGAAACACUGCGAGAGAAGACACGGGCCACUUUCUAAAUUAUACGCUAAACUUCGCACCGUCACCUCGGGGUCCCAGCCUUCGAGACCGUCGCAAAACCACUCCCCGUCUCACGCGACCCCCACAGUCCCUGGGUCAACGUGGGAAAGUAGAAGCCAAGUAUCCGGGCCUCCUUCUCGCAAUACUCCUCCUUCACGCAAUACUCCUUCACCUGCAACUCCUCCACAGUACAGACACUCGAAGAGCCCCAAGGAUGCACCACGACACUCGCCUCUGGAGAAGGCGUCGCACAACAGCUACUCGGAGCCCAACGUGUUUAAAGCCCCUCCGGUCCUGGAGCCUCAGAUGAGCUCUCCGUCUGCGUCCCUCAAAGAUCCACCCUGGCCACACGGGGGGGGUCUGCCCUCUCGGCCAACGCCCAGCGACCGGCCCCCCACACCAAAGAAGGACGCUCUAGUGUCUUCUGUACCAGCACACCGCAUUCCCAGAGCCUAUAAUAAAGUGUCUUCUAAGAGAGAGUGUGACUUGGACAAACACUGUGGAGUCCUGGACCCCGAGAGAAAGAAAGUUUGCACUCGCCUUCUUACAUGCAACAUUCACUCGAUCCACCAGAGGAGGAAGGUGCAGGGCCGCAGUAAAAACUUUGAUCAGCUCGUGUCAGAGCUCAAAACCAAGGCUCGUGAAAAAGGCGUUGAAGGAGGAUCCUGUGCCAAAGGUUCACCCAGCCCAGAGGCCCCUAAAGACCAAGCUGGGUCUCCACACUGCAGGAGGCCCCUGGCAAACCACCCUGCGUUCAGGCAUCAACCAUUUUCUAGUGAGAAACCUGCAGAGGAAGCAGAAAUGCAGGAGGAGGUGUGUUCAGGGCCCCCCUCCCCAUUGGCCCCGGCAGAGCUGCCCAGUGAUGACAGCGAGGGAGAGUCGCCCGAAGAGCCUCCAGAGUUCCACUUCUCAGCUGCUCAUCCCAGACCACUCGCGAUGUGUUCUUUUGGGAGCCACGCCUUGGGUCACGGCACCUUUACGUUUGACCGAAGACUGCAUCACUUGAGGUCGGCCUUCAGCACCAUGAUCGAGCAUCACAUCAGCGCUCACCUGUGGAAAAAAAUACCUCAAGUAACAGACAUUCACUCUCCACCUUCGUCAACAAAGACCAGCGCAGCUUCUCCGUCUCAGUCUCUACAUUCCAAAGUGCGGACGGGGAGUCACAUCGGCUCCUCGUUAAAGAUGCCACCAUGCAUUCCUUUAUCCAGCCACGGGACGUCCAAACAGAGCUCCUCUCACUCGGACUGCCCCAGACCCGUCACUGAUCUGAACUCUACAGGGAAAUCUACGGGGACCAAGAACGUGAUGAGGCGUUCCACUAAACAGAUGCUGAAACUUCGACAAGAGGCCGUGAACGCAGCGGCCCUUCGGAAACGCAAAGCCCCCAGUCAGGACGGGGACCACUCUGGCCCCAACAGGAACUGCACCGCUCAGCCGGACCGCUACAUGCCCUCAUCCCAAACCGCAUCUUGUGGCUCUUCAGGGAGUCCCACCCCCUCUGGACCAGCGCACGGACAAACCAACGGCACCCAGUCCCCCGGCUCUAAACCCCGGUCCCACCCCUCUCCGACAGAACCCCAAUGGAGCCACAGACGAACUCAACCCAGUACAAUCUCCCCCGCCCCAUGUUCCGCUCCAAACAGCAACUCUCAAAGACGCGUGGCCCCAGGGGACUCGGGUUCACACGGCCACGCCACUGCCAGGAGCCUGGAACAUCACAACUUUCUGAAAAAACACAAAGGUGGUCCGACGGAAGAGUGGGCCCCGUCGUCCAAGUCCCCCGUUCCCCAGCACAGACUGCCAUCCUCUCCCGUCCCCCCCACUCCCUCUCGCUCCAGCUUCUACAGUUUAAAGGACGGGAAAACUGGAGCAAUGUCACGGGGCAUAGACAAGAAACUGGCUCCACAAAAGCCAAAAUUGCACCAUUAA
This is a messenger RNA of Knipowitschia caucasica, 2253 nucleotides long. The record is from the annotation of a GenBank genome assembly. Lineage: Eukaryota; Metazoa; Chordata; Actinopteri; Gobiiformes; Gobiidae.